Messenger RNA from Schistosoma curassoni, 1251 nucleotides. The record is from the annotation of a GenBank genome assembly. Lineage: Eukaryota; Metazoa; Platyhelminthes; Trematoda; Strigeidida; Schistosomatidae.
AUGACAAACCAGAAAUUAAAUGAGAGUGUGGUCUGUAAAUUUUGUGAAGGGUACUAUGACUUCGGUAGUGAGCAACCAGUGUGCUCAUCUUGCCAUGCUUUCAUUUAUGAGUUUAGUUUACCACAAAUGACUGAAAAUCGUUUAUUUGAAGAAAAAGAAGCAUCCAAUGACAGUGGAAAUGAAGAACCAGAUAAAGGAUCAGAUUUAUUUGCAGCUGCUUGGAAUUCUCCCACUUCAGAAGUCACUUCACAAGAUCAUGUGCUUGUCAAAUCUCGGCCGUCUUGUGCUCGAAUUUUUCCAGCUACAUGUCCCCUACAACAAUCUCAUGUUACUACAUCCUAUGCAAAUUACCCUGUAAUUGAUUACCUAUCACCUGUUUCCAAUAGGAAGAUCAAAUCUUGUAGUUCAUGUAUGUCUCCGAGCCUUGAGGAUCUUCCAACUGAAAUUUUACUGCGUGUUUUUCUCAUGGUAGAUGACAUAUGUUUGUGGUCUCUACGUCAAGCGUCACCCAGAUGUCGUGCGGUAAUCGAUAGUGAGAUAUCAGAACAACAAUGGGAGUCCUAUGUAUCAUUUCGAUGGCCACUCUUUAAUCCUAAUUGCCGAGUUGAAAGUUGGAGGCUUCUUUACCUCAAUAUGAUGGAGAGUGUUACUUGUAGAUUUUGUUUAGAACGUUUACGCUUACCAGUUGUAUUCCCAAUCGAAGCUCCAAAAGUUCGAUAUAAACGAAUUAAACAUGAAUUUGAAAACCUAUGUGCUGAUCCACCUUACGGCAUAAAAAUUAUUACUUUAGAUACGACAACAUAUUCUCACUUCCUGGCUGGAAUCGAAGGUCCACCACAGUCCCCAUAUCAAGGUGGAUUUUUUCACGUUCUUAUUCUCGUUCCUGAUAGUUAUCCUUUUCGACCACCUGUGAUACGUUUUCUUACACGUAUAUUGCAUCCGAACAUCAGCUUUCAUGGUGAUGUCGGAUUGGAUUCAAUCAGGCAUAACUGGUGUUUAGCAUUGAGUUUAGAGAAGCUUUUAAUUAGUAUUUUAGCCCUUUUAACUGAUCCACAUACACGUGUUUGUAUGGAACCAGUAAUUGGUGCUUUGUAUGAUUGGGAUAAGUAUCAGUUCGAAGAAUUAGCAAAGUUAUGGACGUGGAAAUUCGCUUGUCACGAUUAUUUAUCGGCUGAUUUUGUGUCCGCAAUGGUUCUCCCUGAUUAUAUUGAACAAACUCAUCAACGUCUUAACUGUAAACAAAUAAGAUAA